UCCGGAUGCUCACAUGACGGGCGCUGUAUGGUCCCGGGAGUCAGGGAGGGCGAGAGCCGGUUACCGGGUACAUGGACCCGCGGGAGGUGAAGGACCGGAUCCUGGAGAACAUCUCCCUCUCCGUGAAAAAGCUACAGAGUUACUUUGCUGCCUGUGAAGAUGAGACCCCAGCAAUCCGAAACCAUGACCGGGUGCUGCAGAGACUGUGCGAGCAUCUCGACCAUGCAUUGUUGUACGGAUUGCAGGAUAUCUCCUCCGGGUACUGGGUACUCGUCGUUCAUUUCACUCGUAGGGAAGCUGUCAAACAAAUCGAGCAACAGCAACAUGUAGCUACUCACCUUGGCCGCAGCCGGGCCUGGUUAUACUUGGCGCUGAACGAGAAUUCUUUAGAGAGUUACCUGCGGUUAUUCCAUGAGAAUCAAAGUCUCCUGGAGAAAUAUUACUACAAGAAUGCCCUAGUCUGCAGCCAUGACCAUCUCGCCCUCUUCCUCACACUGGUCUCAGGACUGGAAUUUAUAAGAUUUGACCUGGAGCUGGACGUGCCAUACCUGGAUCUCGCCCCUUACAUGCCCGAUUACUACAAACCGCAUUAUCUCCUGGAUUUUGAGGAUCGGCUGCCCAGCUCCAUGCUUGGUUCAGACAGCCUGUCACUCAACUCAUUCAACUCUAUUAAUUCUGCCAACUUGGAGUGGGAUGACAGCGCCAUUGCUCCGUCCAGUGAGGGUAUGGAAGAACGCUAUUAUGAUUUUGGAGAUGCUUAUUCUGCAGUGCCGUCCAUACCCAUCACAGAUUGGGAAGACCGGGACCUUCACGAUGGGGUCAGCUUCUCCUGUCGGGAAGUUGGUGUGCACAAUGAUCUGAGAUCACAUGGAAAGCAGUUAAAACAUCGGUACAAUCCGUUUACACAAGAUCUAUCAUCUUCUGAUGUCACCCCAGGGCCUGGAACUACAGAAGACACGCCGGAUACCAGUGAGCCCAUUACACAGGGUUCUGAGAUUGAUGUGACUUCCUUGGAAACAACAUUAUCCUACAGCCAGCCACUGAGGACUGCAGAGCCUACAUCAGACAGCACCGAUCUCAGCAUGCAGGAAGGGGGAGAUGGACAAUCUACUUCAGAGUCGACACCGGUACACGGCACUGAUGGGAGGAAAGAAGUCUCUUUGACUUACACCAUGUACACCGACAACAGCUCAGAUCUGGAAGUGAUCAGGCUGGUAAAGAAGAAGCGAGGUGGUAAGCGUAGAAGGGGUCGUUCGGAAGAAGGAAGCCAGCGUUCCCUGCUUAGUACCUCUGAGCCUGAGGAUCCCGAUGCAGAACAGGAAAAAUCACCAAUUGCUUGCAAUGGGAAUGCCGAGGAGAAGCCAAGUGACCUUUCAGAGCCCGCACUUAGGCUGGCCAAAAUGCAGGACACCUCCAUGGAACGUGUUGGACAACCUCUCAGUGAGGUUAUAGACAAACUGAAUGGUCAGUUGGACCCUCACAGCUGGAGCACCCAUCCUGAAACACCAGAUCAGUCCUUUCGGACCUGCUCUCCGGGGCAGACACCCGGUGGCCUCCAAAGCCAAGACAUUAGCCAGGGUAUGCAAGACCCCAUGGACUUCUACUACUUUACCCCAGAGAGUCCAGACACUGCUACAACAGGUGGUGGCUACAAUGACUCUUCAAGCCAGGGCCAACCAGCACAUGUUUUUAGUGGCUCUAAAGAUGCUGGACAAGGGGAAGAAGGAAGAAAGGGGCAGGCAGAGGUUGAAGGAUCCAUAGAGAACUUACCAGAAGAGACACUCCUGGAAAACUCUGUAGGGAAGAGCAGCCCAGAACUUAGUAUCGCAGAAGACUCUGGCGUUGAAGAGGGCCAGGGAAGCCCUUCUGAUUCUCCACACCCCUGCGAGUUCAGAGUGGAUAAUAAUCUUCUUCUUUUGCUAAUGAUUCAUGUCUUCCGUGAAAAUGAAGAGCAGCUCUUCAAGAUGUUUCGGAUGAGUACGGGCCACAUGGAAGGAGACAUGCAGAUGGUUUAUGUGUUACUGACAGACUGUUACAUCUACUUAUUGAGAAAAGGUGCUGCAGAUAAGCCAUACAUGGUGGAAGAUGCCAUAUCGUACAAUGAGCUUGACUACAUCUCUGUCGGUUUGGAUCAUCAGACGAUAACCUUCGUGUGCACUAACAGGCGUCGUCAGUUCAUGGUGGACACAGCUGAUACAAAUCUAACAGAAGUAUUCAUUGGUGCGUUAGGAUCUGCCAUGGUUAAUGGUUGCCGUGAGCCGCCUUACCCCGAGGUACUACGUGAUGCCACUAUGGAGAGAUUGGCUUUGUCGAAGUUUGUAUCACAGGAGUCAAAGCAAGAGGCAUCCCAGGUGGUCAUGUUGUACUAUGGGCUGGUGCACUGGGAAGACCCUUUUGACGACUCCCUUGGAUCUGGAGACUCUCACUUUAGAGAUCAGCCAGUGUCUAAAGAAGGAGUCCUGUACUAUAAAGCCAGCACCUCCUAUUUAGGCAGGGAAACAUGGAAGACAUGUUUUGUGGUCCUUAGUAAUGGCAUCUUGUAUCAGUAUCUGGAUAGGACGGAUCGCAUACCUGUGCAGUCUGUAAACUUGGGGGGGGAGCAGUGUGGUGGUUGCCGGCGUGCUAACUCAACAGAAAGACCCCACUCUUUUCAAAUAAUCCUCAGCGACAAACCAUCUCUUGAGUUAAGUGCUGCUAACGAAGAGGAGAUGGCAGACUGGAUGCUGCAUUUGUGCCAAGCUGUGUCUAAAGGGGUUAUACCCCCAGGUAUUGUACCCUCUCCUUGUCUUCCAUGCUGUGUGGUGCUCACCCAGGACAAACUCAUUACCUGUCACCAGGAUUGCCAGACCAGCUUCUUCAGAGCUCUAGGCAUUACAGAACUGCAAGAUGUUUCAUCCCUGAGCACAGAAGAUCAGAAGGAGUACUGUAUUGUGGAGUUCACUUUAGAUCAUGGUCCUUCCCCGCCACCUUGGGUCCUGUACUUCAGCUGCAGACAAGAGCUGGAGAGGUUUAGAUCUGCUCUGAGAUCUGCCUGGAAGGAGAUAUACCAGGUUGACCUUCCCCAAAGACAUAUACCUGAAGAUGCCCAAAAAAAGUGUGAGGAUGCGCUGGCACUUAUCCAUAGCUCCUGGCAACGCAGUGACAGCCUGUGCCGAGGACGUUCAUCGCGGGAACCAUGGUGCUGAUUUUUAACACAGAGGACAAGUCUCUAAAGCACAAACUAUUCCCUGGCCCUCCCCGGCUAGUUCUGGCCCCGGAGUCACUUGGAUUGAGAUGUUUACAUUAUGUUCAUCCAUUGUGUUUUGCACAGUCAUGAUGCGGGAAGGAUUAGUUUCCUUGCCUGCAGCAUAGGAAGAACCCGGGGACAUUCUAGUCGUACCCUGCAGUGGUAGUGUCCUACAGAUAUAUAUGGAGACCUGUGUAUAACUAUACAUAUAUAAAUAAGCCUAGGUGUGUGUAUAUAUCUAUAUAUAUAUAUAUAUAUAUAUAUGCUGAAAACAUGCUGCUUUUAACCUGUAAUAUAGGUAGCUGAGAGGAUGCCCCUUGUCCAGUGAUAACAUCCUCUUGUUUCAGGUCUGAUGAGGCAGUGCAUGUUCUGUAUGCUAUAGCAAUGCUGGGUAUGACCAAGUAAGUGUCAAGCCUCUGCUUUUUGUAAAGCCUAAUUCUAACCAGAUAAUCAUGGUAACAGAUGUAACAUGUCAAGACUGCCACCUCAAUCUUGUGUUACCCAGGGGGACAGAGCCUUGUAGUCAAUAGCACUGGUCCCCGGGCAGUAUUAGGAUAUUUUCUGUGUGUUUGUCAAUGUCUGUAAACCAAGUAGAAG
Pelobates fuscus (common spadefoot toad) is the source of this 3823-nucleotide messenger RNA. It is a transcript of the gene PLEKHM2, whose product is annotated as pleckstrin homology and RUN domain containing M2. The record is from RefSeq and is a predicted model, not a curated record. Gene Ontology annotation, biological process: lysosome localization; Golgi organization; regulation of protein localization. Gene Ontology annotation, cellular component: endosome membrane. Gene Ontology annotation, molecular function: kinesin binding. The coding region runs from base 72 to 3185 and encodes 1037 amino acids. Lineage: Eukaryota; Metazoa; Chordata; Amphibia; Anura; Pelobatidae. The transcript has 20 exons.